UAGUUUCAUUGUUUCCUUCAUUACAGAUAACACAAUCCAAAACGAAACAAAAAUAUAAGUUUGUCUUCUGACGGAAAAAUGGUUGUCGCCAAACAGUCUCCUUACGAAGAGUUUCGACUUAGAAGAUUGGAAGAGAACAAAAAACGAAUGGAAGCUCUGAAUCUGCCAAAUCUCUGCCAAACUCUCCGUUUAACUUCUGUCAAAACUUCUCCGAUGAAGAAGUCAAAUCUGGCAAGAGAGAAACAGCUCGUGGUUGUUCGUCGAUCUAGCCGUAUCUCAAAUGCUUCUUCUUCUUCUCCUGUUUACAAAGAAGUUGUUGUUCAACGAGUGCAUCUACCCAGAAGGGUGUCCAAGGGGAGAGAUUUGUCGAAUCGAGUUUAUGUUUCUGAAGAAAUAAGAGAAGAGGCCUUUUCAAAAGCUGAGAAGUUGCAGGCUGAUUUGCGGAACCGCUUCCCAAGUUUUGUAAAAUCCAUGCUUCAGUCACAUGUUUCUGGUGGAUUCUGGCUGGGUCUUCCAGUUCAUUUCUGCAGAUCUGAACUGCAGAAACAAGAUGGUGUCAUAACACUGAUUGAUGAAGAAGGCGAGGAGUUUGAGAUCGUGUACUUAGCGAAAAGGACUGGACUUAGCGGGGGAUGGUUGGGUUUUGCGGUUUCUCACAACCUAGUAUAUGGUGAUGCACUUGUCUUCGAGUUAGUUCGUCCUACCGUCUUCAAGGUUUACAUUACAAGAGUUAAAAGUUCUGGAGAAAGCCUAAAGAUGUGAGGUGUGUGGUCUGUUAGGAUUUUUGGAGAUGACUAGUGUUAGAAGUUUACCCUUUUGUGUCUUUGUAUGUAAGCUGUUAAUUCUGCGCUAGUUAUAAAAGUGUUGGUGUGUGCUCAAGGCUGUUAUCACAUCUUUUAUUUACAGUAUUUUGGAAGUGGUUGUUUCUUUUACACAAGGUGUAAAAUCCUUGAAAUUUUAGGA
This is a messenger RNA of Brassica oleracea var. oleracea, 963 nucleotides long. RefSeq names its product B3 domain-containing protein At5g42700. Gene Ontology annotation, molecular function: DNA binding. Bases 79 to 762 code for a protein of 227 amino acids. NCBI's taxonomy places the organism in Eukaryota, Viridiplantae, Streptophyta, Magnoliopsida, Brassicales, Brassicaceae. The transcript is spliced from 6 exons. The record is from RefSeq and is a predicted model, not a curated record.